Molecule: messenger RNA, 8966 nt
Organism: Rhineura floridana
Lineage: Eukaryota; Metazoa; Chordata; Lepidosauria; Squamata; Rhineuridae
Gene: MYLK
Product: myosin light chain kinase
Exons: 33
Coding region: 332-6319 (1995 amino acids)
Biological process (GO): protein phosphorylation
Molecular function (GO): ATP binding; protein binding; protein kinase activity
Source: RefSeq, a predicted model, not a curated record
CGUUUGUUGUCAAAACUGCAAGCAGUCCGUGCAGGAGGCUGCUGCCUGCUGCCUCUGAACCUCCUUCAACCUCCACCCACCGUUUCAUCCACAUGCACACAAACCGAUGUCCUGCCUGUUCCCAAGCUCCUGCAAACAUUUCCUAAUAAGGCUCCCAGGCAUUAAGCAUCUCACAUUUUCGAAAGGGGCAGCCUUGGGGAGUUAAAAAGGAUCCGUCUGGAUGGUGUCGCUAAGAAACUUAGUAAACGGAGAGAGAGGCAGAGACUGAGAUCCGGCGGGAGUUUCUAACUUGACUGGCGGCAGCAGGAACAACAGUGAUCGUGCUCUUAACAUGGGGGAUGUGAAACUGGUAACGUCUACUAGGAUCUCCAAAGCCUCCUUGACCCUGGACCACUCUUCUCUAAGGUCUUCCGCUCCAAUAGAAGUGCCAGCGUUUACUUUACCUCCAAGGAAUAUCCGGGUGCCACUUGGAGGCACAGCCAAGUUUGAAGGAAAGGUCAGAGGCAUCCCUGAACCUCAGAUCACAUGGUACAGAAAUGGGCAUCUUGUGACAGAGGGAGAGCGCUGUGUAGCAGAUUGUAGUGUUCGAGGGCUUUUCAGCUUAAUCAUCAAAGGGGUGCAAGAAGACGAUGGUGGCCCAUACACAUGUGAAGCCCGAAAUGCUGGUGGCGUUCGUCAAGUGACAGUGGAGUUAACAGUGGAAGGAUCUGUUUUGAAGAAGUACAGCCUGCCUUCUGGUGCCAAAAGUUCUGGUGGUAGACUUGCUGUUCCACCUGCAGAACAAUGGCCAAGUAUCUGGGGUGAAUGUCCACCCAAGUUUGCUACAAAACCCAAUCGGGUCAUUGUGCGAGAGGGUCAGACUGGUAAAUUCUCCUGUAAGAUAACAGGACGACCUCAACCUCAAGUCACUUGGUUCAAGGGUGAAACUCAGGUGCAGAAAAAUGAUCGUUUCAACAUGUUUGAGAAAGCAGGCAUCCAGUUUUUGGAGAUCCAAAAUGCUCAGCUGGCCGAUGCUGGAAUUUACACUUGCACUGUGAUGAAUAGUGCUGGGAAGGCUUCUGUGUCUGCAGAGCUCAUGGUUCAAGGUUCUGUUAGGAAAGACGUGUGUGCUCAUCCUCUUUGCACAUCAACAAAAUCCAGCGCUUCUACAAAACCCACCAUCAUAACCAAAGCUAUUGAAACCUCAGAGUUUAGAAAGGCCACUAGCAAUGGGAUUGCUAAAGAACUCAAAUCCACAACUGCAGAAUUUUUGCUUGAAUCCAAAAAAAGGCCAGCCGUGAAGAAAGAAACCCCUCUUGCUUCAUCCAAAGAACCCAAACAGAAUCAAUUAGAAGAGUUGAAGGAACUUAAUAUUGAGCCACCUAAAGAAGAAGGGAGAGGUUACCAGGUUCUGCAAAAAACAUCAAGCACCAUAACUCUACAGUCUAUUAAAGUACAUGCUGAACCAAAGGCAGAAUUAAAAGCCACUUCCUCCAGGCAGGUAGAUGAUGUGAAAAGGCCAAAGCAAAUACUUCCAAUGGUUUUUCAGGCUACCCCAUCUACCAGGCCAGGUAGUCUGAGGACUAAGGAAUUAGAAGACCAUGCUGGAUUAAAGAAAAGCAUAACAGAUGUAAAAAGGGAGACUCGUGGGAUCCCUCCCCAGUUUGAAUGUCGCCCACAAAGCCAAGAAGCAUUAGAAGGAGAAGAGGUUACAUUCAGAUGCAAAGUUUCAGGGAAACCCAAGGCAAAUGUUGAAUGGUUCAAAGAAGGAUCUCACGUGGAAGCAGGAGAUGGAGUCCAGAUAUAUGAGGAGGAUGGGAUCCAUUGUUUGAGCCUGAAAAAAACUCAGUUGGAAAACAGUGGGUCUUACUGCUGCACAGCCUCCAACACUCAAGGCCAGGCUUCAACCAGAUGGAUAUUAACUGUAAAAAGGCCCAAAGUGAAGGACAUCGCUCCUCAUUUUUCCAGUGUAUUGAAAACCUGCAGUGUGAGUGAGGGGCAGGAUUUUGUGCUUCAGUGUUCAGUUGAGGGUGCCCCUGUGCCUCAGAUCACUUGGCUGCUCAAUGAUCAGCCUAUUCAGUAUGCACAUUCUGCCUUUGAAGAUGCACUUGCAAAAUUGACUGUUCAAGAUGCCUUACCAGAAGAUGAUGGGGUGUAUACUUGUUUGGCAGAAAAUACUGCUGGAAGGGCAUCCUGCAGCGCUCAAGUUACUGUCAAAGUGAAUCAACAUUGGUCAUGUGCUGCCAAUUUGGGAGGAAAGGCAAAGGAUCAAAAUUUCACUCUAGGAAGAAAACCCAGAGGACAUUGCCAGGGCUGCAUGCUCUUGCAUAAGGCAGCAGUAGCAGAAAAGAAGAGCAGAAACAAACCGGAAACUGUACAUCCUGCCCCAGCCAACAAAACCUUCCCUCCAGUUUUCCAUAAAGGCCUAACUGACCUCAAGGUGAUGGAUGGAAGCCAAGUGAUUAUGACAGUAGAAGUUUCAGCUAACCCACCUCCUGAAAUAAUUUGGCUACAUAAUGGGAAAGAAAUCCAGGAAACGGAGGAUUUUCACUUUGAGAAGAAGGGGAAUGAAUAUAGCCUGUAUAUCCAGGAGGUAUUCCCUGAGGAUACAGGAAAGUACACCUGUGAGGCUUGGAAUAACUUAGGAGAAAUUCAGACUGAAGCAACACUGACUGUACAAGAACCUCAGGAUGGCAUUCAGCCAUGGUUCAUUAGCAAACCAAGAUCAGUGAUAGCAGGAGCUGGGCAGAAUGUCCUUAUUUCCUGUGCCAUUGCUGGAGAUCCUUUCCCCACGGUUCAUUGGUUCAAAGAUGGGCAGGAAGUGAUGCCAGGAACAGGAUGUGAAUUCCUGCAAAAUGAAGACAUCUUCACGUUGAUUAUAAGAAAUGUGCAGCCCUGUCACAGUGGUCAAUAUGAAAUACAACUCAGGAACCAAGUUGGAGAAUGCAGCUGUCAGGUGUCUUUGAUGCUGAGAGAAACUUCCAAAGGGGAAAUACACAGAGAUGGGAAGCAGACAGAGCGGAGAGAUGCUGAUAAUCAUGAUGCACUGACAUUCGGAAGUAUUGGAGGCUUCAGAAAGUGCAUUGGUGAAGCCCAGCAAGUUGAGGAAGAGCAGGAGGACGUCCGAGGGGUGCUCAAGAGACGAGUAGAAACCCGAGAGAGCACAGAGGAGAAGCUUAGGCAGCAGGAGGCUGAGCAGAUUGAUUUCCGUGACAUUUUGGCAAAGAAAGUCAACACCAAAACUUUUUCUGAGGAGGAGUUGAAGGAAAUUCCAGCCGAACAAAUGGACUUCCGUGCUAACCUGCAGCGGCAGGUCAAGCCCAAGACCUUGUCAGAAGAGGAAAGGAAAGUCCAUGGUCCUCAACAGGUAGACUUCCGUGCAGUGUUGGCCAAAAAGGGCACUCCCAAGACUUCCUUGCCAGAGAAAGCACCUACCACUAAGCCAGCCACUCCAGAUUUUAGAUCUGUGCUUGGCACAAAGAAAAAAGCACCAACUGAGAAUGGUGGCCUCAGUGCCCAAGGCCAAAAUACUGAGGCUAGCUCAGAUGUGCAGAAAUCCAGCACCCUCUCUAAAGCAGCAGAUGCAAGUACCAACUCUAAAAAUCCACCAGUGGCCAAGACACUGAACACCAACAAUGCCAGGUCUAAAAUCUCAGAUACCAGCACUGUUUCAGAACCCAAGGAUGCCAGCUGCAAAUCAAAAAUGCAGAAUGCUAGCACUAACUCCAAAUCUCAGGUUGCCAAAACCAAUUCUGAAUUGCUACAUAGCAAACUGGGAGAGAAAGAGGAUAAGAAUGACAUCAACUGCAAAGAUGGUUGCCUGCCAGUAGUUGAUGGAGGGAUAGCUGAAGAGAACGUAGAGAAUAACAAAAUGGAACAGCUUAAGGGAACAGCGCCAUCAUUUACAGAAAAGCUACAGGAUACCCAUGUAGCAGAAGGUGAAAAGUUAACCUUGCAGUGUCGGGUUUCCUCAGAUCCUCCUGCUUCUGUCACCUGGACUCUGGAUGGGAAAGUCAUCAAAUUUUCAAAGUUCAUUGUCCUCUCUCAAGAAGGGUCACUGUGCUCACUAACUAUUGACAAGGCCUUUCCUGAAGAUGAGGGCCACUACAAAUGCAUAGCUGAGAAUACUGCAGGAAAAUCAGAAUGUGCUUGCAAUGUGUUGGUGGAAGAGUCUUUAAAGCCAACUGAAAAGAAGAGCAAAAAGCCAAAGAGUUCACUCUCUCCUGUGUUCACAACAGAGAGUGAGGCAACAGUAAAGAAGAAACCAGCUCCAAAGACUCCUCCUAAAGCAGCUCUUCCUCCUCAGAUUGUUCAGUUUCCAGAAGACCAAAAAGUUCGGGCUGGUGAAUCAGUGGAACUGUUAUGCAAAGUAGCAGGAACUUUGCCCUUAACAUGUACCUGGAUGAAAUUCCGGAAGCAGAUCCAAGAGAGUGAACACAUCAAAAUUGAGAAUUCUGAGAACAGCAGUAAGCUAACUAUCUCCUCCACUAAGCAGGAACACUGUGGGUGUUAUACUUUAGUAGUAGAAAACAAACUGGGCAGCAGACAAGCCCAGGUUAACCUCACUGUUGUAGAUAAACCUGAUCCUCCAGCAGGAACACCUUGUGCAUCAGACAUAAGGAGUUCUUCCCUCACCCUUUCAUGGUACGGCUCAUCUUACGAUGGUGGAAGUGCAGUGCAGUCCUACACUGUGGAAAUCUGGAACACAGUGGACAAGAAAUGGACAGAUCUCACUACAUGCCGUAGCACUUCUUAUAAUGUCCAGGACCUGCUGGAUGACAGGGAGUACAAAUUCCGAGUGCGAGCAGCUAACGUGUAUGGGAUAAGUGAGCCAAGUCAUGAAUCUGAGCUAGUGGGGGACAAGCAAAAAGGCCCUAAAGAAGAAGAGGAAGAAGCUGAAGGAUCUGAUGAUGAAGAGAAAGAAACAGAAGUUGACUAUCAGACAGUGACUAUCAAUAUGGAACAAAAAGUUUCAGACUCCUACAGUGUUGAAGAAAGAUUGGGAUCGGGGAAAUUCGGACAAGUCUUCCGGCUUGUUGAGAAGAAAACUGGAAAAGUUUGGGCAGGAAAAUUUUUUAAAGCAUAUUCAGCUAAGGAUAAAGAAAACAUAAGACAAGAGAUCAGCAUUAUGAACUGUCUGCACCAUCCAAAACUUGUUCAGUGUGUAGAUGCUUUUGAAGAGAAAGCAAAUAUUGUAAUGGUUUUGGAACUUGUAUCUGGAGGGGAGCUGUUUGAGAGAAUCAUUGAUGAGGAUUUUGAACUAACAGAGAGGGAGUGCAUUAAAUACAUGAAACAAAUCUCAGAAGGUGUGCAGUACAUUCAUAAGCAAGGCAUUGUUCAUUUGGAUUUGAAGCCAGAAAAUAUUAUGUGUGUCAACAAGACUGGUACAAGAAUCAAGCUGAUUGACUUUGGACUUGCACGAAGACUAGAAAAUGCAGGUUCUCUUAAGGUCCUCUUUGGGACACCAGAGUUUGUGGCUCCAGAAGUUAUAAACUAUGAGCCUAUUGGGUACGCUACAGACAUGUGGAGCAUAGGAGUCAUCUGCUACAUCUUGGUCAGUGGCCUUUCCCCUUUUAUGGGAGACAAUGACAAUGAAACUUUAGCCAAUGUUACCUCAGCCACCUGGGAUUUUGAUGAUGAAGCUUUUGAUGAGAUCUCAGAUGAUGCCAAGGACUUCAUCAGCAACCUUCUAAAGAAAGAUAUGAAGGACCGCUUAGAUUGCACCCAAUGCCUUCAGCAUCCUUGGCUCCAAAAAGACACCAAAAACAUGGAAGCCAAAAAACUAUCCAAGGAUAGGAUGAAAAAGUACAUGGCCAGAAGAAAAUGGCAGAAAACAGGGAAUGCUGUCCGUGCAAUAGGAAGACUAUCCUCUAUGGCAAUGAUUUCUGGCCUGAGUGGAAGGAAGUCAUCUUCAAGCUCACCAACCAGUCCUGUUAAUGCAGAGAAAAUAGAAGCUGAAGAUGAAGCUGCCAGCACUCUCCUGGAAGCAGUUGAUGAAGAAAGGACCCACGUGAAGCCAUAUUUCUCUAGAACAAUUCAAGAUAUAGAAGUUGUGGAAGGCAGCGCUGCUAGAUUUGAUUGCAAAAUUGAAGGUUACCCUGAUCCAGAGGUGAUUUGGUACAAAGAUGACCAAUCUAUCAAAGAGUCCCGGCACUUCCAAAUAGACUAUGAUGAGGAUGGCAAUUGCUCUUUGACUAUUUCUGAUGUUUGUGGGGACGAUGAUGCCAAAUACACCUGCAAGGCAGUUAACAGUCUUGGAGAAGUAACUUGUACUGCGGAACUGAUUGUGGAAACAAUGGGAAAAGAAGGAGAAGAGGAGGAGGAAGAGGAGGAAGAAUGAAAUCUGAAUGUGAGAGAGAUUUUGAAAAUCACCCAGUAAAAGACUCUUUUUAAGGCUCACACAGUGUGACAUUAGAUAAUUUUUAUUUGUUUCUUCAGCACAGUCAGCUGAUAACCUGUUUGUUUUAUUUAUGGGCAUUAACUUGAAUUAGCAAGCUUGGAUUUAGUUUAAGUUAAACAUCAAUUGCAUAGCCCAAACAAUGAAUGUGAAUGCAACACCCUACGAAAAGCUAAUCUGCAAUUUUAACCAGAGUCCACAAUUUAUUUGUUGAACUUAACUCAUGAGGAGAGGGGGGCUGGGCAGAUGCACUAAUAGUUCCAUCAACCAAUACAGCAGCUGUGGAGAACUUGGAAUACUUAAGAUCCAAAGAUCUAAAUAUUAUAUAAGUCUCAUAACAUCAGUGAAGCUUGUAUUACUGUGUUUUGAAAGCAUUGAGCACAAUCCAGCAGAAGGUUUACCUGCAAAGGGCCCAUUUGAAAGAACAGGAGCUGCACUUAAUGGUGGAUAGGGUCCCUAAACUCAAAUUGACAUGUCUUGUCAAACAUACACAAAACACACUUACUUGCCAUCAUCCCAUAGCAUGUUUGUGUCAUAUUUGUAAGUGAAGACUUCCCCUCUCCAGCAGCAUCAUUUCAGUUUUCAUAUUGAAAGCAUUCUUAUUAGUUUUCCUCUAAACAUUAUGAUUUGUAAUUUUAAAUCGUAAUACCUUAAUUUAAGCCAAAAUAGCUGAUUUUGGUAUAAAGGGAACUGAUUAAGCUUAAAUGUAAGCAUUUCAACUUGACUCUUUUGUGGAUCUCAAAAUGUAGUUGUAGUUGCUCUUCUCUGAACAUUGGAGGCACAUUUUUUCCAUUAAGUUGUUAUUGCCAUAGUUAAGCAGUGUAUUGUCUCUUCCUCAAUUGAACUUAAUCUUUCUCCAUAAGUGCCAAUUCUUACAUUUGCAACAUCAGGAAAAAGCCAGCUUCUUCUGAUCUGAACCAAACCAGAUGGUACACUGACAGUUUAGCACUUAAUCACAAACAAUCCAAAAUGUGUAUCGGCAGUGAUUUGAUGAGAGCAGAAACGUGCAUGUGUCAAUGGCUUCUCUUGACUGCAUACCUUGGGAUGAUACAGUAUUGACUGGCUUUUCCCUACAGUUCCAAACAGAAAUGGUCAUAAAAAUCAACCCUAUAGCUCUCUUACUUGCUGGCAGUUUCCUGUGUGGGCAGCCAAGCAAAAGGCAGAAAGCAAAUUUUGCAACUGUGUUUAUCAGAAUAUGGGGAAAGGAAUAUGCACUGUUGUAAAAAUCAGUGCCUGUGUGCCUGUGUGGUACAACUCAGGUUUGAAACCAACUUCCAAAGAGCCACAGAUAAGUUCAGUAUCUGUGAUGCUAAUGACUUAAAGAUCAGCACAAUCAAUGUUAAAAAGGGGAUCUCUUCCUUAAAUUGAUUAACAUAUUCAGAUUUAUAAUUUUUGCUUUUCUUUCACAAUUAGUUACAGUUAGAGGCUAUGAAGUUACAUAUAAUCAAAUAACAGUAUAUGUCCACUGUCAGUGCACCAUUCCAGUUGUGUGGCCUUCCCUCCACAAUGUGUGUAAGAUGCAAACAUUUUAAGGGUAACAGUUGACUUCUUUGAAAAUAAACACAACAAAGCUUACUUUAACUCAUCAGGGCAAAGGGGGUAAGAUAAGUGUACUUUAAUACAGAUGUAUACGGUAUCAUCUUUAGAUUGUUUGAUAUUACCUAAUCUUAUGUGUUCUAUAUUUGCUCAUCUGCCUGUUGGAAUGCAACAAUUCAAAAUUCAAUAUAUGAGGCUCACUCACAAUUGCUGUGGGUUUUUAUAACUGCUUUUGCUGUUUCUCGCUUACGAUGACGUUAUCAGCAUGUUGUCUUGUUAAAUGGAUGAAGAACUUUUGUUAUAGUAAGACACAAUAAUUGCCAGUUUGCCACAUAUUCUUACAAGGUUUUUUAGUACAUACAGAGCAUUUUCUCACAUGUUUUCAAUGUGUUAAAAAUGGGGUGUAUUUUUUGUAUACCUUAGUUAAAAAUACGCUAAUGUUUUCCUGAUUUCUUACACCAAAAGAGCUGCAAGAUAUGAGAACACUACAGCUGUAGUUACUCACGAUUUCUCAAUAAAAAAAAUACCACAAAGCAUGCUAGCACAAACUCCAGUUUGUUUCACUCUUAUCCAGCAGAUUCUUGCCGUUUCUGUCCUCAAUCUAGAAUGACUAUUGCUGUUGGCUACAUGUAAUGAUUUUCCUUUGUAGCAUGCCAGGCAUAUUGCCUAUGUGAAGCAGUAUAAGAAGUUACAUGGAACAUUUUCCCACCUACAACUCGACCCUCUUCUCUGUCCAAACAUGCCUCCUCCAUCAGUAGAUAAGAGAGUUCAUAUGAAGCUCCAUAAAAGGCACUCAAAAGAUAUUUUUAUGCUGGAAGAAAUUUCCAGUGACUGUUACUGCUUUCUGGAGGCCUCCUUUAAUUCAAGAAGCAAUCUCUUCAGCUCAUAUCAGUAGUGACAGCACACUCGACCUCACAUGGCCCUGGGAGCUGUCGACUCGAGUAUUCAAGACCAGCAGCCAGAAAUGUGGUGGUGGAGUUGUAAGGGUAUGGUAGUGGAGGAUUUUCUAUGUGAAUUCAAAUAUGUUUAACACUUUUAAUUUAAAAAGUGCCAA